Molecule: messenger RNA, 4156 nt
Organism: Poecilia latipinna (sailfin molly)
Lineage: Eukaryota; Metazoa; Chordata; Actinopteri; Cyprinodontiformes; Poeciliidae
Gene: thbs4a
Product: thrombospondin 4a
Exons: 22
Coding region: 363-3290 (975 amino acids)
Biological process (GO): cell adhesion
Cellular component (GO): extracellular region
Molecular function (GO): calcium ion binding
Source: RefSeq, a predicted model, not a curated record
UAUGUUUACCUUGCACUGAAUGUGCUCAUUAGAACAGAAAAUUCACCCAUGCAAUGGAAGUAAUCGCUCCAGUGCCUUGUUUUGUAUUCAGAUGUUUGCAAUUACUGUAAGGGUGAUGAUAUUCUGACCAAACUGUAUACAUAAGACGGUACAGAGAAGCAACUCCCCCGCAAUUAUAACCAAACACAAGUACUCACUUACAGUGCCACCAGUGAGCAAGGACACUCCCCUUUACUUUAUAAGCUGUGCCUGUGGACAAAAAACAACAUCUAACCUCUGCCGUGUGAGAUCUGUCCGUUCACCUUCAUCAGUCGACAGGAGACUUCUGAAAUAUUUUCUUGAAGUGUCGCUUGGUGACUGGAAUGUGUUUCCAAGCAGCAGCUCUAUGGCUGGUGCUGCAGCAACUGCUGCUCACUGUCUCAGCUGAGGGUAUUGUCUACGACCUGCUGGUGUCUCCAGACUGCCUGCCAGACUUGCUCCAAGGAAGCCUGAAGAACAAAGGCAGGGAUGAGGCGUUCCUCCUCUCGUCCUUCAGGCUCCAAAACAGGGCCCCCACCUCUCUGUUCAGUGUGCUCAACCCCAAAGACAACACCAAGUACCUGGAGCUGAAUGUGCAAGCCAAACUGAGCAAAAUGACGCUUCGUUACCAGAAGACCGACGGCAGGUUUGGCACCACCAGUUUCAACCACGGCUCCCUGGCAGACGGACGGGAGCACCACGUCAUGAUGCACGCCAGCGGCCUCCAGCGCGGCCCGCCUCGCCUUAACAUCUACGUCGACUGCAGGCUCGCUCAUACUGUGAAUGACCUGCCGGCCGCGUUCGGGUCACUCCCACCUGGGCCCAACAAGGUGGCACUGAGGACCCUGCAGUCAAGCGGACAGGAUAACCUGACAGACUUGAAGCUGGUCAUUGAGGACACCAUCGACAACGUGGCCACGCUGCAGGACUGCAGCAUGGAACCAGCGGAGUCUCUGCACCUGCUGGGUUUCCAGGGAGGCAGGGUGGUGCAAGAUCAGACCAGCAUACAGGAGCUGAAGAGCAUGCUGUCUGAGAUGAGGGAGCUGCUCCACAAGCAGAUUAAGGAAACAAACUUUCUGAGGAACACCAUUGCUGAGUGUCUGGCUUGUGGACUCGGAGGUAGUCCCACCAACCCUGUCCCAGGUCCGAGUCCUGAGCAGGUGGUCAUUCCUUCCCAUCUGACUGGGUGCCCGCCAGGGACCUGUUUCAGACAGAACAUGUGCAUUUCCUCAGAGUCAGGGGGCUUCCAGUGCGCCCCCUGUCCUGAUGGAUACACAGGAGACGGGGUUCACUGUGACGACGUAGAUGAGUGCAGCUUUAAUCCGUGUUUCCCUGGCGUCCGCUGUGUGAACACCGCUCCUGGUUUCCGCUGCGAGAAAUGCCCCGUGGGAUACAUGGGACCAGAGAUCAAUGGCGUCGGAGUGUCUUACGCCAAAUCACACAAACAGGUGUGUGAAGAUUUAGACGAGUGUCUGGGCCCGCCUGAGAACGGAGGCUGCACCCCCAACUCCCUCUGCUACAACACUAUUGGCUCCUUCCGAUGUGGAGAGUGUAGGGCUGGUUUCACUGGUGACCAGUUGACAGGCUGUCAUGGCACCAGACUGUGCCCCAAUGGUCAGCCGAACCCUUGCGACGUCAAUGGGGAGUGCAUUGUGGAGAGAGAUGGAAGCAUUAGUUGUGUGUGCGGUAUUGGUUGGGCUGGUAAUGGCUACGAAUGUGGGAAGGACACAGAUAUUGAUGCGUAUCCAGACAAUAAUCUUGUGUGCAGAGACAACAACUGUAACCAGGUACUCCAUUCCUACGUCCUCCUCCCAUUCUCAUGUUCAACCCAGGCUUGCGUCAGAAACUAUUGUGUGUGUGUUUUCCAGGACAACUGUGUGUUUGUGCCCAACUCUGGCCAAGAGGAUGCGGACAGGGACGGGUCUGGUGACGCCUGUGAUGACGAUGCAGACAAUGACGGCAUCAUUAACAUAGACGAUAACUGCUGGUUGGUCCCAAAUGUGGACCAGAAGAAUAGUGAUAAAGACAUCCACGGCGACGCCUGCGAUAACUGCAAAACAAUCCAAAAUCCCUCACAGAGGGACACGGACAAGGACGGACUGGGAGACGAAUGUGACGACGACAUGGACGGAGACGGCUUGAAAAACGUUCUUGACAACUGCCAGCGAGUCCCGAACCCAGAUCAGGCAGACAGGGACAACGACGGCGUAGGGGACGCGUGUGACAGCUGUCCUGACGUGGCCAACCCUAAUCAGUCGGACUCAGACGACGACCUAGUAGGAGAUACCUGUGAUGACAACAUAGACAGUGACGGUGACGGUCACCAGAACACGAAAGACAAUUGUCCCACUGUCAUCAACUCGUCUCAGCUGGACACGGACAAAGAUGGAAUGGGAGAUGAAUGUGACGACGAUGACGACAAUGACGGCAUACCAGAUAGUGAAGAUAACUGCAGACUGGUUCCCAACUCAGACCAAAAGGACUCAGACAUGGACAAAGUUGGAGACGCGUGCGAGGGAGAUUUUGACAAGGACAACGUGAUUGACAUCAUCGACCACUGCCCUGAGAACGCUGAGGUCACGCUGACCGACUUCAGAGCCUACCAGACCGUGGUGCUGGACCCGGAGGGAGACUCACAGAUAGAUCCCAACUGGGUGGUGCUCAACCAGGGUAUGGAGAUAGUCCAGACCAUGAACUCUGAUCCUGGCCUUGCUGUUGGCUAUAAAGCCUUCAGUGGAGUUGACUUCGAGGGAACCUUCCACGUGAACACAGUGACGGACGAUGAUUAUGCUGGCUUCAUUUUCGGCUACCAGGACUCGUCCUCCUUCUACGUGGUGAUGUGGAAACAGACGGAGCAGACCUACUGGCAGGCCGCGCCCUUCAGAGCUGUCGCUGAGCCUGGAAUACAAUUGAAGGUGGUGAAGUCUAAGACGGGUCCUGGUGAGUACAUGAGGAACUCCCUGUGGCACACAGGAAACACAACGGACCAGGUGCGUCUCCUGUGGAAGGACCCCAGGAAUGUCGGCUGGAAGGACAAGGUUUCCUACCGCUGGUUCCUCCAGCACAGACCGCAGGUCGGAUACAUCAGAGCUCGUUUCUACGAGGGGUCCAAACUGGUGGCGGACACUGGGGUGAUCAUUGACACCAGUAUGAGAGGUGGGCGACUGGGUGUGUUCUGUUUCUCUCAGGAAAACAUCAUCUGGUCCAACCUGAAGUACCGCUGUAACGACAACAUUCCUGACGACUAUCAAGAGGUGGAAGGGGCAGAGUGAAGGGGCAGAAAGAGCACCGAUGGGGGAUUUUUACCAUAAAGAAAGACGCUGCGUUGAUGUGUUGCUGUAGUAGGUGAUAGGUCAGAGGAAAACGGAAGAAACCAUUUCAGUGACGGCAUUUAGAGGAGCUGAACGUUGUGUUUUAUAUCCUUUGUUAGUCCAAUAAGUAAAUCAGCAGUUUUUCCUCAUGUUUAUGCAAUAUAUCUUCAGUUUAUUAGAGCUGCUCAAACAUAAUAAGCUUUCAAUGAACAUUUCUUAAAUAUAAUAAAAGCUGCCGCAUCUAAAACAUUUUUUAAAAAACAUAUUUGUUAAAACUGUCACUGUGUUAGUGACGAUAUAAAAAAAGGCAGCUCAAUGUUUUUCACAGAUUAUCUGUCUUAUAUUGUCACGAUAAAGUGGGAGUUUCAGCAAAUACUUUUUUUUUUUUUAUAAAAAUUACAUACGGCAGCUUUAAGUAAAAUAAAUCUUGAAAACUACACAGUAUUAAGUAUGUUUUAAUCUCUGGAAUGAUGACAACUAGGUGAAAUGCUUGCUUGAACACCAAAUUUCAGUUUUAGAUUACACUAUGCAUGUACACUCACUCGUAUUCAUUUAAAUGUCUCUAAACAAGCUUCUGGCAUAAUUUAGAUGGACUCUGACCUCUCUUAUCAGAACUGGUAGCAAGCGGAAGAAAUUUCUGCAUCUACUAGUUUCAAGUUUCUCUCUUGACUCGAAUUGAAAAGUGAAGAAAAGCAGGUGCAGGUUAUAAUUUGUUGCAUAUUCUCCUGAACCAUGGACCCGACAUGCAGCUUGUGCGUUCUGACCCUGUUUUUAACAAUAUUCAAAUUUAUUGAAGUUGUGAAUGAUGAAUAAAGGCCCUAAAUUAC